Molecule: messenger RNA, 514 nt
Organism: Cajanus cajan (pigeon pea)
Lineage: Eukaryota; Viridiplantae; Streptophyta; Magnoliopsida; Fabales; Fabaceae
Source: RefSeq, a predicted model, not a curated record
AAGUGUCAUCAUUCGUGAAAGAUUUUCUGCUUCAGGACAAGUGGUUCAAAGAGAAUAUAAAAUUUUGAAUCUGCUGGAUUUUACUAGCAAAAGAAAGCGCAUGUCAGUGAUUGUGCGUGACGAGGAUGGAAGCAUUAUUCUUUUCUGCAAAGGAGCCGACAGUAUCAUAUUUGAUCGACUGUCUAAGAAUGGAAAAAUGUAUUUAGAGGCUACAACUAGACAUUUGAAUGAAUAUGGAGAAGCAGGUUUGAGAACACUUGCCCUGGCUUACAGAAAGCUUGAUGAACAAGAGUACUUUGAUUGGAAUAACAAGUUUCAGAAGGCCAAGACAGCUGUUGGGCCUGACAGAGAUGCAAUGCUUGAGCAUGUUUCAGAUAUUAUGGAAAGAGAGUUGAUUCUUGAUGGGUCUAAAAGGUCGCCCUUAGCCGUUUUACCAUCGUUAGGUCUCAUAUUGGUUGUGGCAAGGUUACCUAUUCUUGAUGGUGGAUUGGAAAUGCUCCCAUUUUGCCCUUGA